Angiostrongylus costaricensis is the source of this 273-nucleotide messenger RNA. The record is from the annotation of a GenBank genome assembly. Lineage: Eukaryota; Metazoa; Nematoda; Chromadorea; Rhabditida; Metastrongylidae.
AUGUCUCGCACCGAGAAGAGAAAUGCAAUUCCGUUUCCAAUGAGGAGAAAUCAAAACAGUGACCUAGGGCGGACUCGAACCGCCGACCUUCUGUGUCACUGCUGUGGUGGAAAUGUAACGCAACAAGACAAUUUCGAUUCCGCUCCCAAUGAGAAGAACUCGAAACAGAGAGCUCGGGCGGACUCGAACCGCCGAAUUUCUGUGUGUGAGACAGAUGUGAUAACCACUACACCACGAGAUCGCCGCAGUAGACAGAUGCAAGCACAGCUGUGA